Molecule: messenger RNA, 267 nt
Organism: Rodentolepis nana
Lineage: Eukaryota; Metazoa; Platyhelminthes; Cestoda; Cyclophyllidea; Hymenolepididae
Source: the annotation of a GenBank genome assembly
AUGGCCUAUGCUGUCAACCGCUGGAUAUUCCCUGAAGACGUCGAUCCCAAAUACAAGGAACAGACUCCCUACCUUGCUAGUCUCGUCGUUUCGUCCUGCACACAUCGCCUCACGGUCACCUCCACUGUUAUGGCAGUUAGCGGCUCUGGUUUAUCUCUCGAUGUGCCCUUCAAAAACAGCUUGGAGUGCUAUAACUAUCUCUCAACAAGGAAUGCGUUCCUUCGUGGCGCCUCAUUCUUCUUCCGUUAUGCGGCUGGUCCCCUGUGA